Gymnodraco acuticeps is the source of this 7082-nucleotide messenger RNA. RefSeq lists its product as uncharacterized. Gene Ontology annotation, cellular component: nucleus. The coding region runs from base 30 to 6017 and encodes 1995 amino acids. Lineage: Eukaryota; Metazoa; Chordata; Actinopteri; Perciformes; Bathydraconidae. Gene Ontology annotation, biological process: regulation of transcription by RNA polymerase II. The transcript has 10 exons. Gene Ontology annotation, molecular function: DNA-binding transcription factor activity, RNA polymerase II-specific; DNA binding. The record is from RefSeq and is a predicted model, not a curated record.
GCUGCUACGAGCAAGACUACACAGGCAGUAUGGCGGAGGAGGGCAGUGGGUGCGAGUUAGAGGGGCUAGAAAAACAAUUAGAGAGUUUGUUGGGCCGCUACUCAAGUGAAGAAUUGCAGGCCGACAGUAAGCCUUUCUGCUCCGACUUUUGCGAGCUGGUGGAGCAGCAUGCCUCUGGCUGGCAGGUGCCGCUGCCUCAGCUCAGGAUCCUUGAGAAAGCUCUCCGCUACUUCGCCCGAGCCUCCACCUUCUUCACGUCAAACUGUGAUCAUGUUCUUCACACACUCAGCAGUCUGGCUUUGAGUGUUUUUGAGUUGCUGCUGUUCUUUGACCAGAAGGACUUCCAUCAGGAGCCACUGAAACACUUCACUGUUACGUUCCAGGAAUGUCACUUGUCCCUUGCGAGGCAUCAGAAUGUACACUUACUUCAGGUGGAGCGAUCGGUUCGGAGCGGCGGGCCUUGGGCCGGCCCAGCUUUACAGGCAAUCCUCAGUGAGUCCAGCUUACCUCAGAGUGAAGUGGAUGUGUGCGUCAGCUCUGAGCUGCCGGUGUUCUUCGAGCUGCGGGUGCGCUACCUCUUGUCCUGUGAGCGCGUCAGCGAAGCGUUGGCGCUGGCUAAGUGUUGUUCUCGGCAUCCCACCGCAGGACAACACCUGUUCUUCCUCCAGGUCUACCUCACGUGGCUUUUCAAAACCUCGCAGCAUGACCGCCUACAUAAAGAGCUGGCUGACUUUAACGGUAAAGAUGCAAUUCACAUCAUCUGCCGUUUGGAGUGUGAGGAAAAGGAUGAGGUGCUCCUCGCUCUCAGCAGAGUCUUUCUUUCCCAGCAGCUACGCAGAGGAUACAUGUACUACUUGUGUGAUCUCGUCUUCGUGUGGAGUAAACUUCAUAAUCGAUUGAAUACAUCCAAGCAAGUUCUACUUGAGGAGAGUCAUCAGCUGCUGUCGUCUGCCAGCAAUGUCAACUCAAUCUUCCCGUUCAUCAGAGCCGUACUGCAAGAGCUGGGUGAAGAUGGUCUCCAGUUCUGCGUGGAGCUCUGUGCUAACGCGCUGGGUUCUUGCCGUCCCUGCGAUGUCAAAACAAAGUCCCUCAUCUACAAAACCAUCGCCGGCCUGCUACCCAAUGACCUAGAGGUUUCCCGGGCCUGUGCUCUUCUUGUCUUCUUCCUCGAACGCACCGUUGACACCUACAAGAUGGUGUACCUUCUUUACAUGCAUCCUGAUCAGGACUACCACGUGGAGCACAGCCCCAUCAGAAACCACAUUCGCUUUGAAACCCUGCAGGUCUUGAAGAAGGACCUGUGUUUUGACCCAGAGUUUUGGAACCUCAUUGCUCUGCGGUCCAACUGUUUGAAGCUGCUGAGCGACAAGGUGGAUAGCAGUGCUCUCGAGGAGAUCAUGGAGGACAAAUGGAUCCUGAGCUAUCGCACCAAAGAUCCUGCUUCUCGAUCGAGAAAAUCAGUGUGUCAGAAAGGAAGUAAGGGGGCAGGAGCCAAAAAGCGGCACCACAAAGAGGAUACCGACACGGCAUCUAAGAGAAUAAAGGGCACGGGCAAAACACGGCUAAAUGACCACACUGUAAAGAAGAAGGGGAACCAAGGGUCGCCAUCAUCGGAGCCUUUGAGGCGGUCAUUUUGGCAGCUAGACAGACUGCAGGACAAUGUAGCCGCAGAGUAUGGGGAACUUAGACGGGCUACACGGCUCUCAGAGAAAAACCCAGCGAAACGGAAGAUUAGAAAACCCAAGUGGCUUCUGGAAGACUCGGGAACUCACGGAGGAAAUAAUGUUCCUAGGAUUAAAAAGCAUGGGUUGAAACAUCAAAAGCACUCCGUCGUUAGGAGGUCUGAAUCUGGUGACCUCAAGAACAAUUCCAAACACAAACUCUCUCAUUUAAAGGACAAGAAAAACAACGGCAAGCAGAAGAAAGGGUUUCCGUUGGACUCAGUUAAACCAUCCGCUGCUCCACAAGUAGUUCUUGAGCUUUCGCUACCAGACAACGAGCUGAUGGGAACAUUUACUGAGGACUCGUUCAACAGACAAAGAGGUUUCCCUCAAAUGCUUUUUUACAGACCUACAAUGAAGGUUCCUGCCUCGUCGCAACCUGUGAAGCCUGUACACGGCAAAGAGGUGGUUCUCAGAGCACGGGAUUCAGCCAUGUUUCUACAGCAGCUGCACUGUUAUGCUCGGCGGAGGAAAGGUAGAGGCAGCGCUGUGAAUAUUCAAGGCUCGGUGUCCACCAUCACACGCUCUUCUGUGCAGGGAAGUCCCCCGAAAGACCCGCAGAGAGAGCUCAGUGAGAAGCCUGCCGCUGACGUUAAACCUGGAAACACCUCGCUGACACCGGCAAAAGUUGCGAAAUCCCCGGUUUCGGAAAAAGUCCCUCAAGCUCCAACUUCAAAAGCAGUCCCACGAAAGAUAUUCUCGGGAAGAGAACUCUCCAAAAAGUCUGCUGUUGAGAUGAAAGUUAACAAUGUUUCUACACCAGCGAAAACUGAAGUUACCGAAGUCCCAAUGUUGGAUAAGGUCCUGCAAGCUCACACGAUAUCUUCAGAGAAAGAGCUCUGUGAAGAGUCUGCAGUCGAGAUGAAAGUCACGAUAGCAUCAACGGCGUCUGAAGUGACUCAACCUUUAGGUUUGGGAAAAGGCUGUAAGGCUGAAAAGAUAAAAGACGCUUCCAAAACAACUCCACCUGAGGUCUCGCAGACGCUAGUUACUGAUAAAAUCCCUCCAGUCUCAAAUACAGCCACGGUUUCAAUCAUUGGAGCUGCUGAUCGAACGCCCUCAGAGUCCCUGGAAGUGAAACCAGAGCUGAAGUUACUCUCUCCUCAGGCGGAAACGAGCAAAACUCCCGUGGCCCAAGCUGACACCACAGAGAUGCUCCCCACUGUCGACAACAGCAUUUGCGUCGUGGAUAUUGCAGAUGUUUCCCUCUCAAAAGCACCGGUGCCUGGUGAAAAUGAUACACAUGGAGGAUCAAUGGUCACACCUGCUGAUAAAGACAGUUUAAAGGACAUAUCUGCUCUGACGUUAGUAACAGAAGUGGUGAGUGAACUUGCACCCGAGGCCCUGGCUCGAGACCUGGAGAAUCACAAACAGCCAGCUCCACAGGACGGCUCCUCUACGAAGUUGGUGGUGAAAAGGAAAUCUAGAGUUCCUCGCAAGUUCCUCAAGACCUCCAGCAGCUCUGGGCUCUCUGACGUGAAGGAAGAGGGAUUUCCCUUUAUUGAUCUGGAAACACUUGAUGAAAGCGAACUACCAGAAACCGAGGAAUCAAAGCUGGAGUUCUGUUGUACCUUCUGCAACAAGACCUUUAAGGGGAGUGUUGUCAUAGCACACGCCAUGUUCCACUAUCGCAGGGACGAGUGCAUGUUCUGCGGGACGAUGUUCAAAGACGACCUUCUGGCCAUGAUGCACCUGUCCGACCACAUAGAGAAGCUGAAGAGGAGCAAAGAGUCGGCCGCUCAAGUAAACUCCGUCUCUAAAACCAAAAACGUCUCCACAAUUAAGACCUCUUCCAAAGCCAAGACCCCGCGCAUGUCUUCACGGCGCCGCAGUAGUGAGAGACAAAGGAGAUCCACAGACUCUUCUCAAUCAAUAAGCCUUCCAGAUUCACCCCCGUCCAGAUCCAGAGAGUUGAGAUCCAAGUCAGUGGACGGUGGAUCUUUACAUGAAAAGAAAGAAAACUCUUCAAAGCACCUUAACAGUAAAAGCCCUGUUCAGAAGGUAAAUGGGCAUAUUAUAUUCAAAAAGGAAGAGCUUGGUAGACCGAGGAAGGACGCGGGAGCUAAGCCAACAAAGCAGGAGACUUCUCCAGGAAGAACAAAUGAUAAAGCCGAGAGUCCCAGGUUACAAGAAAACCAAGACUCCACAAAAGAAAGUAGGAAAAUCGUUGAGAAAAAUGUGGAGGAAAAAGAGAGACUAUGCUGUCCGGUGAAGGGGUGCGCUUGGUUUACAGACCAGUCAAAAAAACGUGUUGCGCUCCUUUACCACGCUCUCGAAGAUCACAACGGCGAGGAGAACGUUUUACACCUGGCCUUCCGUGUAGGAGACGGCAAAUGUAGCAGCUGCAUGAGGGUCAUGUGGAGUUUUGAACAUUUUCAGCACCACGUGGAAAGACACCGGCUCGCUCCUCGGCAUCCUUGCCUCCAUCAGGGAUGCGCGGCCAGGUUCAAAACGGGGAUAGAAAUGCGACGCCACACCAGGAAGCACAGUCCGCUGCAGGCAGUGUGCUGCCUCCCUGGCUGCUCGCAACUCUUUAUCUGUCUCUGGGCACUGAAUCUUCAUGAGAGAGAGCACUACGCUUCCAAAUCCACUAAAGCAGACAAGAACACCAAUGAGCAAACGGGAGACAAACACAAUAACACUCUGCACGGGAAGAAACAGCCAAAUCAUAAGCCAAAAACUGCUGCAAAUAAAUCUGUGAGUGUCAGAUCUGCUCGUAAAUUAAGAGGAGACGCCACACAUAAUUCGUCAACAGAAAAACCAGCUGAGUCUGUUCAGAAAGAUGAGUUGAAAGAGAAAAAGGAGACCAAGGACUCACACGUAUUAAAGAAUCUCUCUAACAAGGACACUUGCACACAGCCCGCUGGCCCUAAUCUCAGAUUAAGGCACAUGUUGAGAAAAGUAAAAAACACAACCAGAAGUCACAGAGUCAUCUCAUCUGCGUUAAAACACAAUAUCAAAGUGAGGCACAAGUUCAAGAAGAAGGAGGUCAAAGUCGACACAAAAGGUCCGAAAAGAAGAGGGCGUCCUCCGAAGGCAAAGGUGGCUGUGCAUGAUGAGAACACGACUGAUGCUCCAAACAGUCAAACUGUGGUGGAAACGACUAAAGCAGAGAAGAUCGAGUCAAAAGAAGAAGAAAAGAGUUUGCACGUCCAGGAUGUUGCACAAAUUACAGAAACGUCAAUCAACGAAUCAAAGUCUAAGAUAAACAAGCAGAUGAAGAAGAAUCAUGUUAAACAAAACAACAUCUCUACAGCUAUUGUGGCAGUUAACGGCUUGAAUCAAGAAAUCAGCACCACCUCUGCAGACAAAGUGCGGAAUAAAGUAAAGAAACGCGGCGCUGCCACAGGAAGCGGUGGCCUAACUGCUCCUUCGGACUCAAAGAAGCUUAAGGUUACGGAAAAAAAAGCCAAUGCAAAGAUUGUCAGGAAGAAGACUCCUGUCAAAGAACCAACGUCGAUCUCCUCUAACUCUGUGCCUGCUAACGGUUUGAAUCUCAUCACCGCACCACCCAACACCUCAGGAGAGAAAACACAGACGGUAGGAAAGUCAAGGAAACCACAAAAGAGAAAAGAGGAAAAGCAGGACCAAAUUCGUAAAAAAGUUGAUAAGAAAAUGCCCAAGGGAUGCAAAGAUGUGAGCAAAGCAUCUCUGCUAAAGAAGUCCAAACCUGCAGAGAAACAGGCUAGCACAUUAGCAGAGAGCGCUACUGGUGUGGGAGAUACAGAAACACAGAAGGGAACAACGGAGGAAAACUCCAUUCACCCCAACACAGCAAAUAAGAAGCGCAAGAAUGUACAAGAGGAAGGUGACGCAGAGAUUGUCAAGAAAACGUGCCAAGAUCAGAGUGGUGCAUCAGCGUCUGAGGAGCCUGUGAACACUGAGGAGAAGGAGGUGAAAGCAGAGGAGAGGGCUCUAAAGGAAGAGGAAACACAGAGCUCUCUACCCAGCAGCCCUGGUUACACUCUACUGAAGAACGGACAAGCAGCAAAGGAAGUGAAACAGGAAGUUCUUCCAGGGUACGGUAGGAGGCCGUAUGUGCGUCCCCCACCGACUGCAUACCUGGAUGAGAAGUACAUCACCAUGCCGAAGCGGAGGAAGGAGCUGUUCUCUCAGUCGCCUCAGAAGAGCCCCCCCCCUCUGCAGACCUGCGCUGCAGCGUCUCCGCAGAGACAACGCUGCGCCAACUGCUUCGUGACCUUCAACAGCGCCGAGGAUCUGCAGGGUCACCUCAAGCUGAAGAAGUGCUCCAACCUCUUUGGAUUCGACUCCGACGACGAGGGCCACAUUUUUUAACGUCUUUUUUUAAAGAAGUCAGAGUGACUUUUGGAGGGAUAACAAAGACCCGCACGGACCUCUCCGGAUGACCUACUCCCCGAUGUUGGCAAGGACUCGUGCAUCUGGAAGACCUGAAGGGUUGUCCUGACGUUCCCUGCAGCAUAUGCCUGUAACACAAGGCCCGGGAGCGGCCGUGGGAAAACCGCUCGAUAAAAGACAACUGGACUGAAAGCCAGUCAGACCGUUAGCAGUACAGCGAAGUGCCUGCUCUGGAUCCGCCGUGCUGGUUCCAGCUGCUUCCUGGAGAUUAAUGUGGCUUAAAAAGACUUCUGAAAGCUGUGAAACAAAAACUGAUGUUGAGACUGCUCCUGCUAUCAUCACCAUUCAUAUUUUUCACAAGCCAUAUAAUGUUUGCUUUUUGCACUGUUCUCAUAAUAUUCUUUCUGCUUAAACCCUCAACAAAUCUUAUUUUAACACCCUAUAUUUUUCCUAAUCUUUGAACAUUUGUAAAAUUGCUGUAUGGAAAAUGUAUACUUAUUGUUUAAAUACUUCACACAUCCCUAUGGGGUUAAGUCUAAGCUAGUCUUCACCAGUAGGGGGGAGUGUGCACCAAUCUCUGCAAAACGCAACAUAUUAUUAUUUGCAAUUGAAGGAUUUUACCAUAGGAUUUUAUACCAAGCUGCUCCACGGUAUUUCACUGGACGGACUUCCUGUCAUCAAGCUAUAUUUUUUUAGCAAUAACAAUGUGCCAGUGUCUCUCUCUCUCUCUCUCAUCUGAAAAUGUUCUGUGUUUUAUUCACUGUGAGUGGAGCAGCUAACAAAUAUUAUAUGUCCUCACCUAGCCAUAGAUGUUAUCUUUACUGUCUAUAAACACUUUUUCUCUUUUAAGGGGAAUGUUUGUGCAAACCACAGUUUACCGUUUUUCAAUAUCAGCAGCAGCAGGAAGUUAUAUUUAUUUAUGUUUUAUUUUCUAUCUUUUGUAAAUAUUUGAAGAGUUUCAAUGGCUUAUUAUAUAAGGGGGUAUUGGAUCUGGGUUUAUAUUUUGUUCUUCAGGUAAAAAAUAAAACUGAUUUCAAAUUGCAA